AUGAGUAUUUUCAAAACGCUAAUCAUUUGCUGCUUAAUAUAUCAAACCAAGGGUGGCGCUCCAUCCAACGAUUGUAUAAGCUGUAAAGACGUUCUUUUCAACCUUGCAUCACCAUCACCUUGGAACUGCAACCCAGGAACUGGUCGAAUUUUUCGAGUAUUAAUUGUUCACAAACCUGAAGCUGGGAUGGCCGAUGUGCAAGGUGCUUGUAUUAAUUUUUUACACACGGAUCCAAUAAAUCCAUUGAUUGAUGAACAUUCAAGUGACAUAACAAUAGAAAGUUGA
Molecule: messenger RNA, 285 nt
Organism: Chironomus riparius
Lineage: Eukaryota; Metazoa; Arthropoda; Insecta; Diptera; Chironomidae
Source: the annotation of a GenBank genome assembly